AUAAUAAAAACAUCUAUUCAAAAAGCUUAUACUGUAGGAGUAGGAUGAAUAUAUUUGACUCUGUUUAACCCCUGCAGUCAUCACAAGCACCGUUCGUCGCCAUGGUACUUUUGUUCCCAUAUUUUUAUACUUCCGGUGACUGUUAUUGACCUCACCGCUGUGUUUGUAAACACGACAGGCGUGCUGUCUGAAGCUAGCAGAGGUGGUCACACACAACAACGUACUGCCAGUGCUGAUCACGGCUAGGCUGAACCAUGGCUUCUGUAUCUUUGAAAUCUGUCAAUUUUGAAGUUUUUGGGAGGGUUCAAGGUGUAUUCUUUCGAAAGCAUACACAAAGCACUGCCAAGAAACUGGGACUGAUGGGCUGGGUGGAGAACACGAACAAAGGGACCGUCGUUGGCUGUGUGGAAGGGCCGGGGGACAAAGUGUCCACAAUGAAAACUUGGCUACGGGAAACUGGCAGUCCUGAAUCACUCAUCGAAAAAUGUGUUUUUACCAAUGAGAAGGACAUAGAUAGACCGUCUUUCCAAAAGUUUGGGGUUAGAGGAUUUUGAUUUGGCAUCUACUGCCUGUAUCGUGCCUAGCAGAAGGAAAUAUCACAAGAGCCAGGUUGUCAUUUUCACUUUGGGAAAAACAUUUGAUGAAAAGAUUCAGAUUUUCUCGCACUGUAUAGGUAUUCAAGGUCUAUGAUUUUUUCCAAGACCUGAUCAGUAAAUUAAGAAGACUUUUGCUUCAGUAAAUUAAGAGGACUUUUGUUUCAGUAAAUUAAGAAGACUUUUGUUUCAGUAAAUUAAGAAGACUUUUGUUUCAGUAAAUUAAGAAGACUUUUGUUUCAGUAAAUUAAGAAGACUUUUGUUUCAGUAAAUUAAGAAGACUUUUGUUUCAGUAAAUUAAGAAGACUUUUGUUUCAUAUUUGUUCACAAAUAUAAAUUUCUCUGUUAUUUCAAAAAUGUGAGAAAUAGUUUUUGAACUGGAAAUUGUGAACAUGACGUUGCAAAGCUUUAGUUUCCUUUCUUAGAACCGUUUUUACUUGAUUCAUAUUUAAGGUUUUGUAUCAAAUGUCUUUGUAUUCAAGAAUUUAGUUUGCAGUUUGGACUUUCAUGAGGUCUUAUUUUAACUUCUUCUUUUUUUUUUUUAACUUGCUGAGUGUGAUUUUCUGGUACGUUACGUAUUCUCUGAGACUAUCUGGUGGAUAUGUGAUUGUCAAGACUCACUGAGGAGAAGUAAUUACCAACAUAUGUGAUGUACAUUGUAGUCCUUCUUGGCUUGAUGAGAGCUAGGUAAAGAUGAAGUACUGGUACACCUUAGUGCUGUGUAGGACUCCGCACAUUUUGAAUGAACUUUUCUAUAAAUUGUUAAAUGAUA
Messenger RNA from Aplysia californica (California sea hare), 1365 nucleotides. RefSeq names its product acylphosphatase-2. The coding region runs from base 255 to 554 and encodes 99 amino acids. The transcript is spliced from 3 exons. The record is from RefSeq and is a predicted model, not a curated record. Lineage: Eukaryota; Metazoa; Mollusca; Gastropoda; Aplysiida; Aplysiidae. Gene Ontology annotation, molecular function: acylphosphatase activity.